GUGAGGGCAGAUUGCACGGAGCUCCGCUCACCAUGUCCCGUUGCAGUGUCUGGCUCGGCGUCCUGCUGGUUGAACUUUUUGCACGGGGCUCCUUCUUUGUCGAAACUAUCUCGGACCCGAAAGCAGCCGAACCGACCGGGAACCAGAGCCAUCGCUGGAUCUCAGUCACCUCCAACCAGCCGGAGAGCAAAGCAAUUCAGCCGGAGCAGGAGGGGAAUCAGAGUGUCAACACAGAAAGGCUCAAGGUCUUCUCCCUGGACUAUCAUCACGUCCAGGUCCCCUUUGAAAUAACGCUAUGGAUCAUGCUAGCAUCGCUGGCCAAGAUAGGAUUUCAUCUUUACAUCAAGCUACCCUCGAUCGUACCCGAAAGCUGCCUGCUUAUAAUUGUGGGCCUGAUAAUGGGAGGAAUAAUCUACGGAGUGAAUGAGAGAUCCGCACCAGUUAUGAGCACCGAUAUCUUUUUCCUCUACUUGCUGCCACCAAUUGUGCUGGAUGCAGGCUACUUCAUGCCAAGUCGGCCCUUCUUUGAGAACAUUGGGACGAUCCUUUGGUACGCGGUUGUGGGAACCAUGUGGAACGUUUUCGGAAUUGGCUUGUCCCUGUACGGAAUUUGCCAGAUUGAAUCCUUUGGCCUAAAGGACAUUUCCCUCCUCUACAACUUACUGUUUGGAAGCUUGAUUGCUGCUGUGGAUCCAGUGGCGGUUCUGUCAGUGUUUGAGGAGAUUCACGUGAACGAGCAACUGCACAUUCUGGUUUUUGGCGAAUCGCUUCUCAAUGAUGCCAUCACUGUGGUUUUAUACAAACUGUUUAAGACUUUUUGUACCAUGUCCUCCGUUGGAGUGUCAGAUAUUUUAGUGGGAAUUUUUAAGUUCUUUCUGGUUGGAUUCGGAGGUUUGCUGGUGGGCAUUACUUAUGGAAUCAUUGCAGCUCUCACUACUCGCUUCACGGAGAAUAUCCGGGUGAUCGAACCUCUCUUCGUAUUCCUGUACAGCUAUUUGUCAUAUCUGACUGCUGAAAUGUUCCAGUUCUCUGGCAUUGUGGCAAUUAUUGCCUGUUCCAUGAGUAUGAAACGUUAUGUGGAGGCUAAUAUCUCUCAGAAGUCUCACACUACAAUCAAAUACUUCAUGAAGAUGUGGAGCAGUGUGAGUGAGACCCUCAUCUUUAUUUUCCUCGGUGUUUCCACUAUUGGGGACAAGCACGAAUGGAGUUGGCCCUAUGUAUGUUUCACAAUGAUAUUUUGCCUUGUCUGGAGAGCAGUUGGUGUCAUUUGCCUGACGUUUAUUGUGAAUAAGUUCCGUGUGAAUGUUGUGACGAGAAAGGAUCAGUUCAUCAUAGCUUAUGGUGGAUUGCGAGGGGCAAUCUGUUUCUCCCUUGUUUUCUUACUUCCAGAUUUCCCUCAGAAGAAACUGUUUACCACAGCUACUAUAGUGGUCAUCUUUUUUACAGUCUUUGUUCAGGGAAUGACAAUUAAACCACUUGUAGAGUUAUUGGAAGUGAAACGAACAAGUCAAGCACCUCCGACUGUAAGUGAACAGAUUCAUAUUCGGUUCUUGGAUCAUUUGUUGGCUGGAAUUGAAGACAUCUGUGGACAUUGGGGCCAAUAUUAUUGGAAAGACAGGUUUGAGAACUUCAACAAUAAAUAUCUCAACAAGGUUUUCAUCAGAGAGCAACAUUUGUCCAAAUCCAGCAUUGUUGUUUUAUACCAGAAACUGGAGAAGAAGCAUGCCAUUGAACUGGCAGAGGCAGGCCAGCUGGUUGGAGCACCAUCUCUCGCCUCUCUACAUGAUCAACAAAACGCUGAAGUUUCCAAAAGUCCAGUUCCUUCAGAACAGCUCGAUAACAUCCAGGAGCUCUUGAUUAGAAACCUUUAUCGAAUAAGGCAAACGACGCAGUCUUACAACAGACACACCUUGCCGCAAGGAAAAAAUUCAAAUCAAGCGAAAGAAAUUUUUCUGCGUCGCCAGGAAAGUCUGCUGAAAGAUGACAGUGUAAUGAAUUUAAUACAGAGGAGAUCCGUUUGUGUUGCUGGUCAGUCACAGAAGAAAGGCAAACUAGCUCGAUCUCUUACAGUUGGAGGAUAUGGAGGCGCCAAAAACAAUGCAGAAAACCAAUCUCCAAAGCUGCCCAAGUCCAUGUCUGUCACUCCUCAGCAACCUCACAGGACAGAAUGGAUUAAUGAAGAAGAGCCAGAAGACUUACAGAGUUCGAAUGAAACAGAUAUAAAUCAAAAGGGAGAGGAUGAAAUUAAAAAUAACACCGAAAACAAAAGACCUAUGAACAAAUUAAAGCUAAGGUUCGCUUCUCAGGAUACAAUCGAAAAUGGAUUAUAACAGGCAGUGGGUGUGAGAAAGUCGAAUGCACCUCCAUUAAUUCUUUGAAGCAAUUUGUCACAGAUCCAAUGUAGAAUAUCCAGAACAAAAAGAAAAAUUGAAAAUUGUUGUGACAGACGAUGUGAAAUAUUCAGCACUCAACAGUCAUCUUAACACUGAAGCCACGCUCUAUAUGAGAUUUUCAGGUACCAUAUUGAUUAUUAGAACAUUGGAGCAGGAAUAGGCCAUUCAAACAUGGCUGCCAUUCAAUUUGAUAAUAGCUAAAUGAACUUCAACAACACUUUCCCUUGAUAUCCCCAUAUACACUGAUGUCACUAUCAUGCUCAUUGAUUAAGUUUCUACGACCUCUAGGGGCUGUAAUUCCAAAGAUUUACCAGCCUCUGUGAAGAAAUUCCUCCUCAUCUCUGUCUUAAAUGACCUAAUCCUUAUUCUGAGACUGUGCUCCUUGUUUAUAGGCUCACCGGCCAGGGGAAACACCCCAUAUCUACAUCCACUCUGUCACACCCUGUAAGAACUGCGAAAAUAUCAAUUAGAUCAGCUCUCACUCAUCAAAACUCUGGAGAAUACAGAUUCAAGUUUACUCAAUCUCUACACAUACAACAAGUUCCACCAUCUCCAAGAUCAAAUCCCACUUUAAACAGUUGAAGGACGGUUGACACCUGGCAGGCCAGCAGAAUCCAACCUGCAGGAAUAGGGCCUUUUGACAGUGCAAUAGGCUCAUUUUGUCGUACAACCUUGGGAAUGCAUUUCUCUUCAUUUUUGUAAUAUAGCGUUAUUUCAAUGAUCAAACAAACUUCUUGUACACAAUUAUGUCAAAUAUCACUUUCAAAAUACUAGGUCAAAAGACUGUUUUCUAGGAAUGGCUGUUGGUGACAGGAAAGCUGCGCAACAUUAAUGCCUCAGAGAUAGUAGGAACUGCAGAUGCUGGAGAAUCUGAGAUAACAAGGUGUAGAGCUGGAUGAUCACAGCAGGCCAAGCAGCAUUAGAGGAGCAGGAAAGCUGACGUUUUGGGCCUAGACCCCUCUUCAGAAAAAAAAUUAAUGCCUGCUUUUUUUUUUCCCGGCGCUGUUCACACAUUUACGAAAUACGGAGUAACUGUAUUAAAAUCGGUACCAAUGUCUCUUUGGACUUUGUAAGCUCCUGUAUGUAGUUUAAAGUCAUCAUUAUAGUACAAAGCAAAUUCUCUUGCAGUGGUCAUCAGGGCAGAUAUUGCAUCCAAACACCAUGUACAGUUACUAUCGAAAAUAUACUGUAUAAUUAGCCAUCAUUAGCUCACCUGACACUGCUUGAAACCCUGUAGGCAUUUAAGGGAAUUGCGUAAAUAGUGCUGAAAAUAUCUUUACUCAUCCAGAUGCGUAAGAGGCUAUUGAGUAAUAAUCACAUAUAAUAAGCGGAUUAUUAAUUUCCUAAAGUGAAGUGAUUAUAUUUCAAUCUGUCUGAAAAGCUACAAUAUUAUAAGCAUGAGACAUUAAGCACUUUAAUAAUGUCAUGAGCACCGUGGGACUGAAAAACCCUGGGAGUUUCUAAAUUACUCCCAGACAUCUAUUAUAUCCACAUCUCACAUUUGUGUUGCUGUUCUCUGUCUACUAAGCACUGCUUCUCCACUUCAGAGACGUCUUCUGUCAUCAAGGAUUCACAUGUUGAAAGAAGUGUCGGAGAGAGAUAAGUACAUUCAAUUUGGAAAUAAGCAGUGCUAUUUGAUGGGCACCACAACAUCAGAAGAUUUUAUAUCAUCUCAUGUACAAUGUGUUACAAAGUAACUGUAUGUAUUAUAUAUAAUGUAUCAAGUGUUAUACUGUAUCUGCUCUGUACAUAUAGCUGAUGCACCAUGUAAUUGUAUGUAUUGUACAUAUACCCAAUAAUUGGCUGCAAUUCCAUUUUGUUGUUAUGGAAAAUAAAAAUUCGAAUCAACCAGCAUUGUGAUUUAGCAAUGAAA
This is a messenger RNA of Rhincodon typus (whale shark), 4266 nucleotides long. Its product is annotated as sodium/hydrogen exchanger 2-like. Lineage: Eukaryota; Metazoa; Chordata; Chondrichthyes; Orectolobiformes; Rhincodontidae. The transcript is spliced from 12 exons. Gene Ontology annotation, molecular function: sodium:proton antiporter activity. Bases 33 to 2330 code for a protein of 765 amino acids. Gene Ontology annotation, cellular component: membrane. The record is from RefSeq and is a predicted model, not a curated record. Gene Ontology annotation, biological process: regulation of pH; proton transmembrane transport; sodium ion transport.